Magallana angulata is the source of this 3858-nucleotide messenger RNA. RefSeq lists its product as uncharacterized. The transcript has 11 exons. The record is from RefSeq and is a predicted model, not a curated record. The coding region runs from base 241 to 1608 and encodes 455 amino acids. NCBI's taxonomy places the organism in Eukaryota, Metazoa, Mollusca, Bivalvia, Ostreida, Ostreidae.
AUUUCUCCAAGGAAUGUAACAAUGUUAACAAGAGUGAUACUAAUUUUCCUAUUGUUCGUCUUGAUUACUUUGGGCAAGAUCCCCAUUACUUACUUUGGCGUGUUUUCCACAACUUAGACUAAACGUUUAAGUGAUGUUUUAGCUGCAGAAAUAUUUUUUGUUUGGUCUCCUUUUCUGGAACUUGGAUCAUUUGCCCAAAAUAGGGAAACUCUCAGAGGAUGUAUUGCUGGCAAUGUUACCAUGCAGUUUAAACCUGCAUUGUUAGCUGACAAAGAGGUAAAGACCUACGUAUGGAACAAGAGGCGGGGCGUAAACAAAGAUCCAAGCUUUGCCAAGUUUGAACCAGGCGCUUCGCCAGAGUUUGAGAUAUAUUAUGAUAAUGAGCACCAGGUUCAGAAUCGAUUAAUCCACUAUCCCGAUGAGCCUGCUACGUUAUAUCUCACGAAUUUAAAGAAAAGUGACGAACAGCGAUACACCGUAUUUAUCGGCUAUGUUGAUUAUGUUGGAACACCCACAGAUUGGAUCAUAGACCUACAAGUACAAGAUGUUUGUUUUGAAAAACCCAAAGAAGUUGGCAAGUGUGCAGUAUCAACUUGUUACACAGGAGAAAAUGGGGUACUGAAGACCCCUGAUAGCACAGAGCUGGCAGUGAAUGGAUAUAAACAAGUGAAUGUGUGUGAUGACAAUACUUCAGGCAACUACUCAUGCUGUAAUACGGCAGGAACCUGUCUUGUUCAAGACUUCCUAGAACCAAUGGGAAUACUUUUUCCACCAUUUGUCCAAAAGAAGGAAGCUGUCAGAGGAUGUAUAGCUGGCAAUGUUACCAUGCAGUUUAAACCUGCAUUGUUAGCUAGCAAAGAGGUGAAAACCUACGUAUGGAACAAGGUCCGGGGCGUAAACAAAGAUCCAAGCUUUGCCAAGUUUGAACCUAACUUUUCCUCACAGCUUGAGAUAUAUUAUAAUGAAGAGCACCAGGUUCAGAAUCGAAUAUUCCACAAUCCCGAGGAGCCUGCUACGUUAUACCUCACAGAUUUAAGGAAAAGUGAUCAAGAACAGUACACCCUAGUUAUCAGCUAUGCUGAUUAUGUUGGAACACCCACAGAAUAUAGAAUUGAACUAGAAGUUCAAGAUGUUUGUUUCGAAAAACCCAAAACAGUGGACAAGUGUGCAGUAACAACAUGUUAUACAGGAGACAAUGGGGUACUGAAGACCCCUGAUGAUCGAGAAGAAACUGUGAAUGGUCUAAAAGUGAUAAAUGUAUGUGAAAACAGAACAACGGGGAACUAUUAUUGCUGUAAUUCUAAAGGAAGCUGUAUUGUACAAGGGGUUUUAAAGGAUGCUGAGUUAGAUGCUACCGGUACCUCCUCCUCUGUGGAAUACGAAGAAAGUCCGCAGGCAACUGAAACCGAAGCUGUUGAAGACGUUCCUGAAGUCGAAAAUUUCGACAAUACCAAUCAAAUUGUAAUACUUCCUUCUAUGCACAAUGCUGAAAAGGAAUCAGAGUUGAGGACCAAGGCCCGCACUUUAAAUGAACCCUCAGUAUCGGAUUCUCGACACAAGAAACGAAAGAAAAUUUCAAUUGAUGAAUUGCAAAGAAUGCAGUAUUAGGUUUUAUGUUGUGAAAAGAGACACAUUGGACUAAAGAAUGCGAAGAUUCAGAAGGACAUUGAGCGGUCAGAACUUGAAACUGAAAACUUGAGGCUGCGGAAUACCAAGUUGACCCAUGAAAUUGAGCUCUUAAAACAAAAUCUUGCGCAAAAUGAAAAUGCCUUGCUUGCAUUGCAAGCUUUAUCUGAUGAGUAAAAACAUUAUGAAUUAAAUAAGUACACAGGUCAUGUGUUAAAAUGUAAUUGUUUGUAGGUUUUUAUUUUUAUUUGUUACAUUAGAAAUAUGUUCUUGUUAUGAAGUUCCUGACUGCCAUGCCAUCCUCCGGUCCUUGAUAAUUUAAUUGCCCAGCGGCAUUAUCCUGUUGAGGAUUACCAUCCUCCAUCUCUUCCUUUAAACUCAGUGCAUUGUUGUGUAGAAUUGCACAAACGCCAAUGAUUCUACAGACUUUCGCGGGCUUCAAUCUAACCUCACUAUGCUACACAUGAAAUCUUCGUUUCCACCAACCAAACACCCUCUCGAUCGUGUUGCGCGUGCGACAAUGGGCCGAGUUAUAGCCCUCCUAAGAGGCGUUCGAUGGAUGAAGAUACGGUGUUAACAGAAAUCUGGAACAAGCAUACCCGCUGUCACCUAGCAAAUACCCAUCGUCUACUCCUCGAUGAUGAUUUUCGAGGUAUGCGCUGACUUCUGACGCCCGACAAAUGUGGCUGUCAUGCGUACUACCAGGCCAGUGGGCAUUGUAACAACGCACUUUGUAAAAUUACGCAGUUUGAAAAAAAAUUUCAAAGUGCGUUGAUUUUGGGACCAAGUCAACGCACUUUGAAAAAAUAUAUAUUUUUUUCAAUGUGCGUUGAUAUCGUCGAUAUGAACGCACUUUGAAAAAAAAUUUCAUGGUUUAGUGAAAAUAGUUGAUAGUUUUAUAUACAAUAAAUGAUUGUUUUAACCUUGUUUAGCUUAAUGUGAUAUAUUUAAAAAAGAACUAAUUGCAUUCUCAGCUAUUUUGAUAAACAGUUUCUUGAUGAGCCUUUUUUUUAUAUUGUAAGCCUUCUGUCCUACGGAUCCAAUUGAGGGCCAGCUCAAACUUAGUGAUGACAAGUCCAGUAUUUCUUUCUCAAGCGGUUUUAUUAAGCGUGAUCGUAUAGUUACAAUUACAUCAGCUAAUAGCAGCCCAAAUCAGGAGUCUCAUGAUCUAUCUCAAUAAGCGGAAUCUAUCUAAAUCUCUCUAUCUAUCUAUCUGCGGGAUCUAUCUUAAUCUCCUCAACAUCAUUUUACAUGGGUAUAUAUAACAUUUUACAUAUGAUGGACAGUUUUGACUAGUUCAGCCCAUUUACGACGAUCAUGAGUAAACAUUUAGUGUUCAAAAUUAAGAUUAAUAUUUUAUUUCUAAAUAAAGUAACAAAACCGUCAAAACUGUCAAUCAAAGAGUCUGGAUGCAGGAUUUGAGUCUCCGAGUCCUGGGUCUCAGAGUCCCCCACCUUGUAUGAGGCAUCACUUACUCAUAAUACGUUCAUUCAUACAUGGCAUAAAAGGUUACAGAGGUUAAUAUAUAGAAUACACAAUACAUGACUCAAUAUAGAGUACCAGAGCUAUCGUUACAGACACAGAAUCGCCAAAUAUGACACUUGUUUUUAAACUCUCAAUUUGGAUAUUAUUAUGCCCGUAUUAUUCACCUAGUUUCAUAAAAUCAUUUAGGAAUACUGCGCAGUGCUACAAGAUUCACAGAGUUCAUUCUGUUAAUUAUCAUUAACACCAUUCAGUGCGCAGUACCAAAGUAAACAUACAUAUCAUAGUGACCAUUAUGUAAUACUAGCAAUUCAAUGUCAUAGCAUGGCUAUCUGUUUACAUACGUCCCCCAAACAAAAGAAAUAUCCCGAAGGAAGAUUUCUCGUGCCUGGCGCCCGGAAUAGGAAAGCGUCCUUGAUCUACCCUUGAUGAGACGAACUUCCUAGUGACAUACCAGUCAGAACAUCUAUGUUAAGAGAUAGUAACAAGUGACAUGUUUCCACCUCCGGCUUGGAACAUCAUACAUCUCCAAAAACAAAUCUAUAACCAGGAUGUAUACACGUACAUAAAAUCAUAUGGCUUGAUUAUAUCGCAUUACAAUCAUGAAAACAACAAUGAAUAAAGUAUGAUAAUAAUGACCAAGAUGAAAUAACCAUAGUUGAAUAUAAUCGUAAUUCAUCAUCAAAGUAAUACUAAGUAUGUUUAAGCUUGAUGUCACAUAUAUACACAAAGUCAGUGCAUGCUUGUAAG